GUUGUUGAUUCAGUUGUAAACUAAGGAGGAGUGCAGUGUACUGCUACAGUAGCUAAAAGCGAGUCAUGAGGCUUCUGUUUGUUUCGAAUUUGCUCAUAUUCUGUGUCCAGUUGGCGAGUGGAGUACUUCCAAAACAUGCCAUUCGUGAAAUAAGUGGACUUGACAAAGCAAAUAGGUUCGUUUUGCCGGUGACCGCGAAUGGCGAGGUGUCUUCAGACCCAUUUCCAAACAUUUCCCAACCAUGUAAAGACGCAUUUUUGGGACUAAUAAGACCACCAUACACUCAAUUAAUUCGAUGUAAGUACGAUCUUUUUAUUUUUGCAAUGUUUUGUUUACAAGUAAAUUACCUUAAUUACAAUUGAACACUUCCUCAAGCUUAUAUAUUCUGCUUGCAAAGUAAGCUUAUCGUCAGGACGUAACGUGUCGAUAAUUCCGAUAGUCGAUAAAAUUCGAUUGUUGUCGAUCGUUGUCGAUACAAAUCAAUCGACAAAUAUCGGAAAUGGAUAAAAGUCGAUCACACAAUUUCUUGUGAUUAUCGACUUUGUUCGAUUAUGAUUGAUUUUGAUCGACUUUGAUCGAUUUUGAUCGAUUUCAAUCGACAAAUACAAAAUCGGAAAUACAAAACACGAUGUAUGGCGGGAAAAAAGAGUACAGUUGUCGAGGACAGAUUAAUAACGCAGCAUUGGCUAUGCCAAGACUUCAUUUUACCGCUCAUAUAAACCCGAAUAACCACAGAGAAACUACCCUUUUCUUCCAGCAAAAAUAUUUUAUUAAGCAAAUCAUUUCAGAUGGAAUCUCUGAAAUUCUCUCUGAAGUAUGUGUUUUAUAGCAGCUGUUAUCACUGUAAGCAAUGAUUUAUGCAUAUGCAUAUGUGUUAAACCUAAUUAAACUCCUGCGCUUAUCAAUCAAAACUUCAAUUAGUUAAAAUUUAAUUUCCCAGUAUGUUGUUUGGCUCCUAUUGUCACUCUAACGAUUAAAAGCUGUUAUAACUGAACAUGAUGUAAUGUACACAACUGUUAACAAAUUCAACUACGCCUGGAAUUAAUAAACAGUUCUGCUGAGUACCUGUGACUGACGUCGUUUUGGUCUGAACAAGGCUAGAUCUGGCGAGAUUAACUGUUUGUACACGGGUUCAUAUUUUCUGAUACUGAGCAAUCGCAAUUCGUUGUAUUGUUACUGUCAUACGUAGGUUGCGGACUGGUACAACAAUCAUAGGCGCAAGGAGAAGCAAGGGGCAUACAAACCCGGCGAAUUUAGCCAACCUAGCGGAGAGAGAGGAGAGUUGUAGCCGCAGCUUGUGUUUGUCAAAUGUUGAACUUAGUAAAAUCACUGACGAAAAUAAAAUGCCAAUUUACCUUACUUUUUAAUUACUUUUCUGGCCUCAAUUUUUUCCCGCAUCCAGUCUAAACUUUGAUCUGUUCUGUUCCCUCUAAGAAACACGACUUCGAGUUCCCAGGAUCUCUCAUCUCUCCCGCCAAGAGAGACUCUGAGAACUAGGUUGGUCCGAGUUAUGUUACGGAUCACGAUUUCGCUCAGCUGAAGCUGUUAAUCGAUCAUUUCUCGAGGUAAUUUAAACAUUCUAAUUCUAUUCUACAAUGAAUAACAGACCACUUGGUUGUUUAGCUUUAUUGCCAUACAGAUUUACAGAGAUUUACUUUAGAGCUUUUUACACUUUCAUAAAAAAAGCUGAAAAAAGUCAUUCGAGCUAUUAUUGGUUUGGUUACUUGAAUUUCGUAGCUAAUUGAAAAAUUUGUCGAUAAAAUCGAUAAACAGUUAAAAAUCUUGUGAUUAUUGACUUUUAUCGACAAAUUUGACUUGUCGAUUGACAAUUAUCGACAAAUUUUGAGUACUAUUGACUUAUCGACUACGUUUUCGAUGAUCGACUUUGAUUGACAUGUUACGUCCUGUUAUCGUUAAGUUGUGACCGUUUGUUAGCUAAUUACUAUGUACUAUUACUUGUCACACUGCCAAACCUCAACUCGACCAACUGAAAAGUACCCUGCAUGCAGAGUCACUUUGAUCUUUCCUCGAUCGGCAAUUAAUCAAAGGAUUUUGAAGAUGUUGGCAGAGUCGUUCCUCUUUUCUGACUUAUACCUAGGAAAGAUCAAAGCGACCCUGCUAGCGGGGUAACUGAAAAACCGGGGUGCUCAAGUAUUAUGGUUUGUUGUUGAUGUCAUUCUAGAUAAGGAUGCCUCAGGAAAACCAGGAAGUGGAGUGGCUGGAGGCAAUCUUGUGUGGCUGGGCUCUUACAGUUUGUGCCAAAAUAUGUCUGAAGCCCAUUACUGUCUUGCUCCUAAAAUCACUUUAGAACUCAAAGGAUUUGUAAGUAUUCUUCAUUUCACUAAGAAAUGGAAUAAGGAUUACUUCAGUCAGUGGAGACUUCCAAUGCUUGACACUCACGCCAGUCCACUAGCCAUGGACUAGUGAAACUUCAUGAACUGGGCUAGCCUGAGAAAUCAGCCGACAUUUCGCCCCACUACUGACAAGUCAUCAGUAUGGAAUUUCUGCGCUUGUUUCUCAGACGUCAUUUGGUGGGGAAACCAGUGGUAGUGUCGGUAAAUGUUGGCUGCUUUCUCAGGCUAGAACUGGGCUAGUAAAAAAUAUACCUCUACUACCUAGACCGAUUAGUUUAGUGGACAAAAUGAAUUUUCUGUAAUGUUUUAAGUUGGGAAGGUCUUUAUCUAAAACGCUUUACGUAGUUUACAACAUACUUGCAAAAUGGAAACCAUGUAGGAAAUGGAAUAGAGAAGACUGGUUUCUAACCCAGCUGGUAUUUUUUAAAAAUUUUUUUUGGACAAGUGGCCAGCUUGUCCACGUGGGCUUAAGUGAUUUAUAUUGCUAAUUACUAGCCCAUUGCCUAGUGUCCAAAAAAGUCUAGCACUGACUUCUAUAAGAUGGAUCACCCUUUUGAAUGGAUGCCUAGUAGUGUGGGUCCCUACAUUCCGCAUCAUUUUGACUCUAUAAGCUGGCAAGAUGGUCCCAACCCAACAUUUUUGCCUUAAAGAGAGUUGUCGGAACUUACAGUGAUUGUUGUCAGGGCCAUCAUUAAGUUUUGAAGCAGCCAUAGCAAAUGAAGAUCUAUUAACCCAUAACAUCUCGCAAAAAUUUAUAGUGCCGCCCUUAGCUUUCCACUUUCAUCACCUGUAACAUCAAGUGAGCUCAGUAGUAACAGUUGUAAUGGGUUAAGGCCCUUAAUGAAAGCUUUUGUUUGGUUUUGACUCACUUGUAUGUACAGUGUAAAGCUUAACUGUAUCCUUUGACUAUUUGAUUAGAAAGCACCUGCCGAGUGGGCUGUUUGUGUACCUUCCAACUGCAGUGAAAGAGAUGUUGCUUUUGGAUUCCAGUUUUUGAUUAAAAGUGAGGAGCCAUUAUAUCAUAAGAUUAUAUUAGUAACAGUUUCAUCUUGUAUUUACCCCUGUAAGCCCCAGUAUCCAAAUACAAACUCUCCAGACUGAUCUCCAUACAAUUCCUGCAAGAAUUGGUUCAGAGAAUUUGAUAGCAGAUCAAAGCUUUUCCCUUUGCUUUUGGGAAAUUUUGAAUUAAACCCCUAAAGAGACUGAUCUGGGCGUAGCCCAAGCUUUUUUUGACCCCUAAAAGAGAUCAUGUUAAAACACAGACAAUACACAUAUUUUUAUAUUUUUUCACGUGCAACCCUAAAUGAGACCUUCAUGGCUAAAUAUAAUGGCUUUUUGCCCCUAAGCGAGACGACGAUCAUCCCACCCCUAUCAUAUGCAGAAUUCCCCCAGGGAGCAAUAUUUUACUGGUACCCUUUUAUGAACAACUGAAGACAAUAUAAUACAUUGUCAUGUAAUAAACCUAGUUAAGGUUCAAGAAUAGCUUGCCCUUUGUAGCCAGUCAUUCCUGUGGUACAAAAACGCCAUUUGCAGUGAUUUUGAUACCUCUGCAUCCUGUGUCCCUAACACAUAAAAAUCCCCAAAGACACAAGAUAAUUCAUGGCAUGUGUCCCAUUAGACGCGAAGAUUGAUCGAUCGAUCUGAACAUGUGUAUUUGUAGAAAUAUCCUGCUUGUUCAUGUAAUUUGUGUGGCAGUUGUUAUGGCUGUUGUUGAUCAAGGCAUAUUUCUUUUAAUCUUUGUUGUGGGCUUUAAAAUAGAAGGACUAUUUUUUAAUUUCAGUUUUUACUGCAAUACAGAUUUAUUGUCUGGUUACGUAAAGGCCGCGGAAUCAUUUUCAAUUUCAGACUCUUCUUUUUUUUUUUUUGACUGGGACUCAUGAUUUUUGACAAGAUGAGUUCCAGGACUCACCAUGACUAUUCGUGACAAAAUCACUGCAUUUGGAUAGCUACAGGAAAAUUACCAUUUUAAUGAACUCUUGGUUUGUCAUUUUCCAGUCAUCCCUUUAAUACUCUCUUGCAUAGUGGUUUUAAUCACAACACUUAAAUGACAUAGCUGCAAACAAUUUAUUGUUCUCAUUCCCCUCACCGUUAAUUCCUCUACCCUCAAGUAGUACCUGUUACUUUUUUUUUUGUCACUGGCUUGCAAACUUAAUGUGCUAUAAUAAAUUAUUUCUUACUAGUAUAUGUAGGAAAAAACCAGCUGCCUUUCAAUGUAUCCCUUGACAAAGAUAUGUCCAUUGCUUGUGCUCAUCCAUCCAAAUGGACAACAGGCCCAAUCAUCACUCUGUGAGUAUUUAAUAAUAAGUAUUUUAACAUUAAUAAAUACAACUUAUUUACAGUUGAUAAAAUCAUACACAGAGUACUUCCUUGACUUAGAAUGCUUGCUGUAAAGUUGCAGUUAAUUGAAAUAGAAGGUACCUUGUGAGAGGAGGCAUAUAUUUUUCAUUGUUGUUUAUAUUUGAUUGACAUUUUCUGUACAAGGCAAGUCAUUCUUUUCUGUAAGAUUCUCAUUGUAACAUUUUCAUGUAGAGUCAUCUGUGCUGUCAUUGCAUGUUUGUGUUUGGCUGGAACAGCGGUUGACUUGUUGGUUGUUCAAGGAUCAUGGAAAUUUUGGGUUACUGCAGAAGAACCACGUCAAGCAGAAGAAAGUGACUUUCGUAUAAGUAGCAACCAAACUGAACCUUUACUCAUUAAUAAUGGACUUUCAGAAAGCACUGGCUUGCGUUCUGUUCAGUACAUGCAGCCCAGCCUGGAGGAAAGAGGUAACUGCAGUUAACGUUACUGGGCUUUUCAAUAGCACACAAACUCUGAAAUUUAAAAGCCAGCUUAAGUGUUUUCGCAUCUGUCAGUUUUUAUAAUUACAAUCACAAGCAACGAACCUUGAAACACAGAAACACACAAAAUGGAUCAAAAUCCACCAAUAAAUUGCAAAUCACAAACUAUGGUCUUUUGAACUUGUUUGUAAACAGUAAACAUCUGACUAGUCCAAAGAGGUUCCCUAAGAUGAUUGAAGACAGCAGAGAACGUAAACGUUAGUUGGCUUUUGUAAUUCAGAAUUCACAAGUUUUUGAAAAGCAACAUUAGCUUUGAAAGCACAUGUAACCAUAAUCUGUUCUCCCUUCUUUGCUUACGAUUUUUAGGUGCACUUAGCUGACAUAUCUGAUUUUUGAGAAUUUUCUGAAGAGUUGUUUAUUAUUAUAUACAGACAAACCCCGUUGAUAAGGACACUGAAUGAGCCAUAGCAAGUGUCUGUUUUAAAGGAGUGUCCAUAUUAAGCGGGUUCAAUUUAUAGAAAUUGUAAGGGCUUUAUUUAUUUAUUUACCAGCUUUUCUGGACACAGGCCUGCCCAGAGGGAAUGUGCACGAACGGGACCCAGGUCCCAUGCGAGGUGCCAUCCGUACCCAAUCCCACAACCCUUAAAGGUUGGCCACACCACCGGGGUCUACGACCCCUACUCUUUUCGAAUAGUGAUGUGGGUUCUUUUACGUCCCACAAGAACAAAUCAGUGAAAGUGCUGUGAGACUGCACCUACGGUUUUUCGUUCUUAUCCGAGAAGACUAGAAAGUCUAAGCAGAUGUCAUUACAAAGGCAGCAUUUUCUUCUCAGUUAUUUAAAGACCCUGAUUGUUGGUCCGGUCGGGGUUUGAACCCGCAACCUCCCGCUCGGCAGACUGGCGCUCUCCCAACUGAGCUACCCAGGGGGCUUUCCUUCCCUAGGGACAAAACAAACUGUCUGUAAUAAUGAGGUGUCCAUGUUAAGUGGGUGUCUGUAAGGCGGGGUUUGACUGUAUUCUUGAAUUCAUCUCAUUUAAACCAAAUUUUAAUUAUUAUAUUAACAAGAUGAGAAUUAAUAGAAUGACCACCAAAGGGAAAAUGCUUUUAUCUUUUAGCAAUAUUUUGUCUAAACUAAUCAAAAAUGAAAAGUAUCGAGAUCAGCCCUUAGUUGUAUUAGGAUAUUGCACCUUAAAAGGGUUAAAUAAAUGUCACCUAGUUGGAGAUUUGGUAAUUAGAAAAAGUCAGGAAAAAAGUGUCACUAGAAUCUUGUGUAGUCAUUCAUUUUAUUGCAUCUAAUGAAUGAAGCCAUGGUCUAUUUGUAAUGUAAGUAAAUUACAGCUGCAGGUACCUGAUUUUUAGCAUAAAUUUCAAUACUUUUGAUUGACCUGUUUCCAAUUUCUGAAUUAUGGAACUUUAUGUAGGUUAAAAUACCUGGCAGUUGUUUCACUGCUUUUAUCUCUAUUUUUACAGGAUUUUUGAUCCAACUUCUGACCUGUUUCUCCGUCGCUCGUAAUGCCAGUAAGAUAAUGGACUGCACAGUACCACCCGGUGCUAUAACUUGUCUGAAUGGUGUGCGGGUGCUCAGCAUGUGGUGGGUUAUCCUUGGACACACGUAUCUGUGGCUUCUCAUUCUCCGAAUCCUCAGUAAGUUAACAAUGUACUUGUUUUUACUGUGAUUCGUUUGAAUCAAGUGUUCUCCUUAUUAGGCAGUAACCAGUAAAAUUUACCUUCUGCAACAGCCUGAAAUUUACUAAAAUUAAAGAAGUACUUCUAAAAAAUAUACAAGUUGUGAUCCGAUCCGAUUCUCACAUGCCACAAGGAAAUAAAUGAAUUAUAUGAAAAAUUAUUAAGUUUACACAGCUUUCCUUUUUAUGGGCCACACUUUCACACGUGAAGAUAACAUGUUUUUUCUCAUGUGAAGAUAUCAUGUUUCGCGCGAAAGCCCACGUGGUAUUUCAUUGGUGUUUGUAUGAUAAAUUUAGAUAUGUUAGAGGUUAAAUUUGAUGUCAGGUUAAGGUUGUUUUAACCUAGGUCGACUCUCAUUUCCUUUGUCUCCUAGCCCUAGAAAACAAAGGAAACUUUAAAAAUUGCUUUUCUUUACCACCUACAAAAUCCUACUGUACAUGAGCUCGCGAGAUACUUGCGUAUGAUGGGAAACUACCAUUUCAGAGGUGUUGAACCGCACCUGUGCCGCCCUACAGGAGAGGCAUUUAGAUUGAUACAGUCCUAUUCAAUGCAGUCUCCCGGGAUGGCUAUAGAUAGAAGCUGAUAGAUUCUGUGCAAACAAACUGAAGUAAAUUAACAUUGAUAUCUCUGGAUUUUGCAGACAAUGUAGGAUUGGCACUGAACAUUACUCAUAGGUUUUCUUUUCAAGCUGUGAAUAGUGCUUUCUUCUCCGUGGACAGCUUUUUCUUCCUGAGGUAGGCCUCCUUAACUACUAGAGUGACAAUUCUUGCAUCAAGACCUCUUGCUUGCGUUUAAUCAUAUUCAAUUUCUAAUCUGUUCCAAUUGUGUGGACAAGCGAAAGUCGCUUCAUGGGCCUCCGCUUUUUCUUAAACUACGUAUCAUGUAACUGAUCAUUUCCUAAAAGCCCAAUUAGAGGAAAAGAGUUGAAACUGCUGAGUGCUUAAUCGGCGACUUCCACCUUAGCUGCCAGUUUUUCUUCAUCGCCCUGCAACAUACCCACCAUCGAUAAACUCUUGCCACGUUUGUUGCAUGGGGAGGGGGACGGGGGGGGGCUGGUAACAGCUAUGGAAACCCUCGCUUAGGUCCCCUUAGUGACUUCAAUAUGUCCAUCCCCUUAAUGGACCAGCACUAACUUACGCUUGCUCUUGCGUUACAGGUCCCCGCCUGUAUUAUUGCAUAUUCAUGUAUGCUAUAUUCUAGUUUAAUGUUUGUAGUGUCACUUAUCUCUUGGUUUAUAUUGCUUUGGCACCGUCAAUGAAGUUAAAAUAAAACAAAGUGAAACAUAGGUUCAAUUUACGGAAAAUGGAGGAAGAUACAAGUAUUACUACCUUACGGUAUAGUUUUGAUGUAAGCAGGUAAUUUCAUUUCUUUUUUUUCAGUGGUUUACUCGUGGCGUACCUUGGUUUUCGUCGCAUGGAUAAGAAUAACGGCAGGCUUCCUCUGUUUCAGUUUUACUUUCAUCGAUUUUGGAGGUAAAAUCUCACCUUUACAAAUUAAACAAAAGAAUUCAGUCCCAUGUGUUCCUACAAAAGUUCCUUACCGUGCUUUUUCGAACCAAGAUGCGUCAUUUUUGUGGCAAUGGUCCGGUGUAGCCUGUUCACAGACCCUCUAUUUUUCUCUUAAAUUUGCGUCACGCGCGCGUAUAAAAAAAAAAGCGCGGGGCGUGAUUUUUUGCCCGCUAGCGCAAGGGGGUAGGGGUAGGGAAGAAGAAAAUAGACUAGGCUGUUCAAAGUCCUCCAUUUUUCCGUAAGAUCGUCGAGAUCUAAUACUUUGCGUUACGGGCGGCCAUCUUGGAUAAGUGUCAAAUCUACUUAGGGGCCGGGGGACGGUUAGGAAGGAAGUCUCCCUCCCCCCACCGCUACAAGAGGAGCCCGCAAUCCUAAUCUCCUGGUUGCUAUUGCGCAUGUUCAGCAUGCAUGUAGCCAGCUUCGAAUUCGUUUGGACUUCCACAAAGAAUGAAUGGAGUGCAUCGAACGCAAACUGAUCACGUGCGUUUACAACUUCGAUCACUCGUAAUUAAUCACGCAUGUUUUGCCAUCUAUCACAUGAAACUUGCCCAAAGCACAGCAUUUGAGCAAAAGCGUUUUUGCCUUCGAUCGCUAUCGCCCGCACUGCGUAACCUUCGAUUUUUACUAGUAUUUCAAGAAAGUGGGGUGAAGGGAGCGGGAUGUUUAUUCGUGGUUGGCCGGGGUUGCUUAUUCUAGGAAGAUCGCUUUUUAGAGGAUAAUAGGUGCACUUUACCGAAAUGUGGCUAUUUUAAACGCAUAGAAGCAUAAGCACUGUAUUUAAAACUUUUUUUGCAAUUUUAUGCUGAUUAUUUUUACAGCGUUCCCAUAAACGCACACGUGUGCGCAUUUUACCACAAAUCGAAAGGGACGCACGCUUCCUCCGAGAGUCCCAGGGACGCAUAAGGACUGGUUACUAUCAAUACAUCUUUGCAACCACUAGCCUUAUGUACGAUGAAGCUCUGGACAUUACCGUGCAUUAAUUACAUGUGCAUAGAGAGCUAUGUUAAUUUUAUUAUAUUUACUACAAGAAAGACACAGAUCAAUGUUUCCAAAAAACGUUUUUUUAGUACCAGUCCUUUCCCCUCCCACUCUUUAAAUUGCAUCCACUCAAAGAAGAUCUAGGGACCCUAGCUUUAAAAGCAAAAAGGACCCUUAAGUUCCUUAGUUUUCAUUGGAGUGUUGACCAAAACAACACAACCAUCCUCAGGAGUUUAAACACCAAUUAUUAUUGUAUUCGACAGGUUGACGCCCAGUUACAUGUUUGUUAUCUUGUUCUACCAUAAUCUUAUGAAAUUUCUCGGCGAUGGGCCCUUGUGGUAUGGUAUCCAACAGCCAACAACCUGCGGAAAAUACUGGUGGACUAAUCUGCUUUACAUAAAUAAUUUUCACCCUAAUUCCCUGGUCAAGGAAGUGAGUUUAUGACCACUACUUUCCAUUUGUGACGUGCAAUAGCAGGAAUAAUUGACUGGGUACCUGUAAGAUAUUGCUACAAUCAUGGACAAAAGUCUUGACGCAAACUUGAAUUUGUUGGUCUGUUUUUAAGUCACACAUACUCAACUCCUUCUCCCACCCUCACAAACAACAUUGGACGCGAGUAUCCAGAAUUUUUCAACAUAGGUUAAGGGGGUGGGGGAGUAGGGAGAACUGCAAAGUAGCACUGUGUUAUGAAGGCACCCAGAAGUUACGGGGAUUAUUGCAUCACUCUCUCAAGGACGUUUGCUCGGGAUUGUAGAUUCUCCCUCGAAACUACUUAGUGACCGUUAAUUUUUUUUAUCAGGAAGGGGGAGGGAGGUUUUGGUGGAUUUGAAAUGCCAAAAAAUGUAUAACUUAAGAGGGGGAACAAUCUUCUUCUGAUGAUUGGCUAUUAUUGAGCAGGCAAGAAAGAUUGGAUGACGGGGGAGGGUCAUUGAAACGUAAUAAUAAGUCUCUUCAUGAGAGGCAGAACCUGGCGCGAGAUCGAGAAUCAGUAAGGGCUUUUUUCCAUGUAUAAUGUAUCCCUUGCAUUUUACAUGCACACCCAUGGAUUUAACGAAGAAUGCAAAGUUCUUCAUGAGUUUUAAGCAAGAACUGUCAAUCGUUAGUAAUUAGAUUGCUCGUGUUUAAUAUUUCUGUGACCCCGUUCAAGGAAUGGUCCAGUUUUGGUACAUGGCGGUAAUUUUUUUCCUGCCGAAGUUGUUUAUGAACUGAAACAUGUUGGCUGAUUUGUUUACAAAAGUAAAUGUAAUAAGUCCUUUUUUCAUUUUUCAGUGUCUCGGAUGGUCGUGGUAUCUUGCCAAUGAUAUGCAGUUCUAUAUUAUCAGUCCUCUGCUGCUUUUCAUCAUCUACAGGUGAUCAAAGUUCGUUUCGCCAACGUCCUGUUCGCUACCGUCUAAAGUCGUUUCGCUAUCGUGUUAGGACAGUUCCCUGAGAUCUUUCGUCUCUUCAAGUGUGUAAUGGCCUUUUUUAGGUCGUGGCUAAAAGAACGAGCCUGUAUAUGCAUGUUUGGCGCUCGUUUCGUUUCGUAAGACGUUCAGGCGGUAAAAAAGUGCGGCGGUGUGACCGUUGUAGAGAACCUCUCUGGCAGCACUAGGUGGUGAUGAUGAUGAUGAUGGUGAUUGUGAUGGUUAUGAUGGUGAUGAUAAUGAUGACGACGAUGAUGAUCGAUUACCAUGAUAAUGCGAUACCUAUAUGAUGAUGGUAAUUGUAGCUUAGAAUGAUGAGAAUUGUCAUGGUGGUAAAGAGCUUGGUGAUCAUUGGUCAUAGUGAUACCAGUGAUGACAAUAAUGAUGACAAUGAUGACAAUGAUGAUGAUGAUGAUGAUGAUGAUGAUGAUGACGAUGACGAUGACGAUGAUGACGAUGACGAUGACGAUGACGAUGACGAUGAUGAUGAUGAUGAUGAUGAUGAUGAUGAUGAUGAUGAUGAUGAUGAUGAUGAUGAUGAUGAUCAUGGUGAUGAUGAUGGUGAAAGUGAAUGUUAAUGAUGUUAUUAAUAUUGUACUUGUUGUUAGUUUACGUCUUACAAUUGGAUGAAAUGUAGGUUUUAUUGUUUGUCAGACUCCGGUGGAUUGGUCUUGGUGCGGGUGUUGGUGGCCUUCUUACAGCUUCUCUUCUCGUCACCGGGGUAUUAAUUGGUCAUUACAACACAGAUGUCCUAGAGGCUGAACAAAUUGAGACUGGGUAAGUAUUGUUGGUUGAGCUGUGUAAGUUCUUGUUGUGCUAAUAUGUCCCUGUUUCGUUUUCUAUAUUUUAAAACGUUUUUCACUUUUUCUGGCGAUGUGAAACCAUUGUUGCACGUCGUGCGAUCGGCGCGUGCUGGACAUGGAGUGGCAUCCAUAUUGAAUUGUACUGCACCGUGUCAUACAAAAUCUUGAGAGUUCACACCCGUCCUUUCGUUGAAAUCACUCCUAAGCGUGUAGCAAACACCGGCUGUGCGCUGAGUGUAAUUGUGUAUAUUUCAUUUCUUAUAGUCCACCCAAAGCAAAGGCACAAAAUGUUAACUUUUGUUGAAAAGUUUACAUUGCGGCACCUGUCCCGUGAUGCUCUUUUUUCUUUUAGUAGGAGUUUUGCCGGGGAGAUUGAUUUCUUAACGCCGAGUUCAUUUUUCAAACCACACGCUUUAUCGCGGAGUUCCAAAGAUUUUUGGCGAUGCAACUCCAACUAAAGGUUAUACAUACACCCACUUAAUACGGACACCUCAUUAUUACAGACAGUUUGCUUUGUCCCUGGGGAAAGAAAGCCCUUACAUUUUCUCUAUUAAAAUUUAACCCACUUAAUACGGACGCCCCGUAAAUAUGAACACUUUCUAUGGCCUCCGCAGUGUCCGUGCGAACGGGAAUUGACUUUAGCAGAGACCACACCGUCAGAGUAAUCGUUUGAGUGGAUUUUAAUUUAGAUUUAAGAAAGAACAAGGCAGAGGUAGUUACACAGACAUCGUCUAUAUCAAGCCAUACUGCCGUAUUGCUCCCUAUCUCGUGGGAAUUGCACUUGGCUACCUGCUUUUCAUUGAAAAAAGUGCUCCGGCCAAGAAUCCUUUGGUGAGUAGCAGACAGAUGAGUUCGAUUUUUAAUUGUACUUUCCCAAUACAAGAGGUGACUGUUUGAGUAGGUAGAGACGUUAGAGGUUAGAGUCACCUUUUUAAGUGCUACCUGAGCCAGUCAAGAGACAUAACAGUAGCUCUGCAUUUCAAAGACUUUCUGGUGUGAAAAUCAGAUUUGAGUAAUUCAUGUCUGAGUAUACUUUUGAAUUAUAUCACUCAUUUGACGAUCGCGUGUUAAACAUUUGUCUUGCAAACCAUCAUUUUUUCGGUUGAGCAUUUUACAGUCAAACCUUUGCAUUUGCCUUAGCUUGCUUUUAUUCAGCAAAUCCCACGAAUUCACUUCGCCGUUAAUUGAAGUUGUUUGUUGCGCAUAUUCCUGGUACAUCAAAGGUACCCGGAGGAAACCUUGUCCGAUGGGAUUUAGCGAACUAUUGUUGGUUUUCACAUGACGUCACUAAAAUUCAAACCACAAAACUAUCGAUCCUACUGAGAUUUUACUUUCAUGGUGUAUUAAAGCAGCUGAAAACUAAUUUUCAAACAAAUUUUCGCUUCAAAAGAGUUCUUGGUUUUGUAAUGGAGUGCGCUUGAAUUUCUAAGCUUUUGCGUGACGCUGCAUUUACAUGACGGCCGAGAGAGCUGUCAUUUAGGUUAAAAAAUUGACUUUUUUCGUGGAAUUUUGCUAUCUAAACAGUUCAAGUCUUAGAAAAAGUAUUACUUUAAUGUUUAUGAUUUCCUCUAGGAGUAAAUUCACGCUUUUGUAGCAAACCUCGGUAACAGAUGUUUCUGUUGGUUUCCGUCCGCCAUGUUGGAGCUCAUCCGGUUGAGCUCUAGCAUGGCGUCUCCAUACAAAGCUCUAUAAAUUUGGGUAAAAAAUUUCCUCGGAUAUCUCGUAUAAGAAUAACUUUUUCGACCCAAAUCUUGGCGAGGGUCUUUGUAUAUUUACCUCCUUUCACUUCCCAGAUUCUGGACUUUAUCUGUCGAAUGGUUUUGAUUUUUAUUUUGAUCUAUUUUGAAUGGCGUGACAUAGAAAACCAGCAAUACAACUGGUUUUGAGUUUAAAAUUUGCCUUCGGGGCUGCAAAGUUACCGGGACUUUCGAGAAACGUGUCCCUGAUCUGGAUCACCUCAGUGAAAGGAACACAUUCAAUUAUUCCUAGUCCCUGCACGGUGUCUUCCCUGGCCUUCUCGGUCAAUGCAGUGACUCGUUCGGGUGACGUGACCCGAAACGCAUAGGCCGCGUGGAAUAAUGAGGCCGAGGGACUAGCCACCACCCCUUUAUUUUCCAACAUUUUGUGACCUCCGUGAGCAAAUUAUCGUUUGUAUCAUACAUAUGACAAUUUCUUUUUUUCUUUUCAGAAUAAAAUACCAAGGCAACUUGUUUGCUUGGUCGGCUGGUUUGUGGGCGCUGGUCUUGGCAUAACCGUUGUAUAUGGAAUAUACACUGUCAAUAAGAAAGGAGGUAGACCGUUCAACCAAGCAGAAAACAUCAUUUAUGGCACUUUUAGUCGGUUUGUUUGGGGACUGGCUGUUGCUUGGGUUGUCUAUGCCUGUCACAAAGGAUAUGGAAGUAAGAAAAUUACUACUUUAAUGUUGUAGAACCUUUUUACAGCUAAACCUACACCUGAGACCACCUUUUCAGAUUACUCAAAUCCAUUUAACAUAAGUACACACCACGGGUAUUUUACCAUCUACGUGGGAAACCAGAAAUUCCUGUCGGAAAAUCAAGUGUUUCGCGCAAUUUCGUUUGAGUAGCGUCAGGAAAUAUGGGCUGUGAUUUUAGUGCGUUCAGCUGAUUUGGAUUUACUUUGUGGCAGAUCGUUCUUCCACGUCGUCAAAGUUUGCAGCUUUAUGUUUAUGCGCAAGAUUUCCACCCGGGUGGUUUUGUGUAAAUGGUAAGCACCCAGGUCUUGGUAUUUUGGUUGAUUCUGUUUUAACGUAUUCACAUGGCGGUCAAUAUUAGUGAGGUCGGACUGCCUCCUCCAUAGGCUUUCCCAAGGCUAAGUGUGGAGCACGGAACAAGCGAGAAGCGCGAGAUGGGGAUGAUGGGAACGAGCGCAGAGUGCGAGCGGGGAGUGAUGGGAAGAAAAGAGAGAGAAAGGGGCAAGUCACUUCGCAUUUUGUUCCUUCCCAUUACUCCUUUCGCCCCCGCUUUCCUUAGCACAGUCGCUCAAAUAUCUCCAUAAAGUGAUCGCACGCGACUGGGGAUGAGUUAGGAGGUCGGAUAUUCGGGGUUUUGUCUAAAUAAAUCUUGAUUACGUAUGUAACAUCUCCGCGUUAUUUGAUGACGGUUAUGCAAAUCUGAUGAAAAUUUAUAUAUCGUCUUCUAGUUAGUCUAUUUGGCUGGGGAAAAUCAAGACAAAAUGCUUUCAACUGGACAAAGGCCAUAGCAGCCAGCUUCAAAGCUGUCAGCCAUCAGUGCGAACGCUUAAUUUUUCCCUGAAAAAAAAAAGGAUUUAUUGGGUGUAAAAACUUUCCUGCAUUACUAAGGGUGUGCUGUACAUAUCGUAAGGUUGCAUUAAAACGGUUGAACUUGUUUUGUUUUAUUCUAGGUCUUGUGAACAAGUUCCUUUCUGCAUCGUACUGGAUCCCACUGAGCCGUUUGACAUACAGUGCUUAUCUGCUUCACCCUAUCGUUAUGAAUGUAUAUUUUGGGUCAUUUCAACAUACUACAGAGUACACAGACAAGAUCUUCGUAAGUUCAUUUAACAUCUCCUCCCUUUGCCAGUACCUCCUUCUCAUGCUACUUCUUCAGUGGUUGGUGCAUCAGUGAACUGCCUACCAUUUACCCUAGAGUCGGAGUCAGUCAGCCAUGCUGUCAGGUGGUCAGUCAGUCAGAACUACAGUGAACCACUCCACCAGCCAGUCAAUCAGUCAGCCAGUAAGUCAAUCAGUUAGGCAGUCAGUCAGUAGGCCGGUCAGACAGUUAGUCAGUCGGUCAGUCAGCCAGUCAGUCAGUCAAUCAGUCAGCCAAUUGGUCAGCCAGUCAGACAGUUUACCAGCCAUUCACCAGCCUGUCCGUCUACCAACCAGCCCGUCAGUCAGUCUCUUAAAAAGUCAGUCAACUAGUCAACUAAUCAGUUGGUCAGUCAUUCAGUCAAACAUUCAUUCAUUCAGUCAGCCAGCCUUACCAGCAAGACAACCAGGGAUCUUAGGAUUGCAAUUUAUUUCACAUGUUUUCUUGUCAUGAACUGUUAACGAGAGUGAGAAAUGACCUUCUUGUUUAUUGCAGGCUUUUUACUUUGUGUCGAUAGUGGUGUUUGCGUACGCUUCAGCGUUUGUUCUGGCGGUGUGCGUAGAAUUUCCUACCAUGCAGUUGGAAAAGGUGCUGUUCUUCAGAAACAAGAACUCUGGCAUCUAAUGUUCUGCGGAUAAGCAUAAUUAUUUUCACGCCCCGAGUUUACACUCGAAUUUUGAAACAAAAUGAAAGUAGUUUAGUGCGGGGCAGUGUAAAAUUAAGACUAUCUGUUUUGUUCCCAUUUUUUCAAUUUCCGUUCCCCGAUACAGUGUCAUCGUUUCUGUUGCAUCCAGUGCAAAUUUCAGACUAAUUAAAUUACACUAUUCAUUCCUACCAAUCUUGAUACAAAACACUCUUUUCAAGUAAAAAAAAUAAAAAACAUAAAUGAUCAUUUAGGAGGUACAAGUUAAGUUUAUUUGAAAUUAAAUGAUUGAUUUUAGUAAAAUCCAACCAGUUGGUCAAAAAAAUCGAGAAUAAAGAAAUGUUAGCUAGUUAAAGCUAGACUUUAAUCCUUUUUUGCCGCCAAAAAGCCCACGCUUUUCGCUACUAGUGGGCUAUAACAUAUAGCAUAGUAGUAGCUCAACCACUCAGAACGCAGCAUUGAUAAUUGACCACUAACUGGAUUUUACUAAAAUAGGUUAUUCACCUCAUUGUCGAUGGAUAGGGCUAGGGUUCAAAUUUGGUUUUCAUCCAAUUUUUUUCAUUCUCCCGCUCCCCGUUUCCCUGACUUAGUAGCAUCCCAACAGAAAUGGUGUAGCGACAAACAUGUAAUCAUAGCACGAAAGCAUGAUUGCGAGUGCAUUUCAUGAUUUAUGGGCACGAUUAAUAUUUUGAAAGUUGUAAGAGCUUGCCUUAUUGCAUGAAAUUUGGGCUUUAAUUCUUUGUGUUUGUAUAUUUUUUUCAAUUUUUUAUUAUUUUUUCGAUUUUAUCUUGCCGAAGAAAGCUUGACAUAAAAUUUUCGCGACUUUUCGCCACAAAAACCAACAUUUCUAAAUUCCAAUUCGAUCCGGAAUGCUCGAGCGUUUAAUACAUAUGAUCCCCUGGCUCGGGAGAUUGGGCAACCACUCCUCACGCUAUCGAGCUUAAAUAAAAUUAAUUUAAUUUAAUUUAAUUAGUGUAGUAACUGGUUUUGUAGAAAUGGUACAAAAUGAAUUCGCGAAAACAAGAAAAGUGAAAAUACAUGG
Messenger RNA from Porites lobata, 16757 nucleotides. Lineage: Eukaryota; Metazoa; Cnidaria; Anthozoa; Scleractinia; Poritidae. The record is from the annotation of a GenBank genome assembly.